ACUGGGAUCCCCUCUUGGGCAACAACACCUCCAAUUAAUUUCUGAUAUAUAGGGAGAGACGUACUCGAACACUUUGGCUGUGAAUAAAGGGUCGAGAGCAGUGAUUACAGCAAAGAAAGAGAUUUUGUGUUGGAAUGGUUCGUUCCUGUGUAGGCAUGGUUCGACUCGGUGUUGCAGUUGGGUCCUCUGAAUUUUAAAUGAGAAAGCUGGUAAUCUUUGAUAUUCCAAGUUCCAAUGGCGGUUCCACCAGAAACUGCACGUAUGCUUGAUGCUCUUGAAGCCUUUCUGGAUGCCCCACCACUUCGUUGCGACUUCCGCUGCAUCCGUUGCCAUAAUCACGUUGCUUCUGACUACAAUUUGGUUCAGGAUCUUUAUCCAUUUUCCAUGGCUAAGCUCCUCUUUGAUCCCGACGUUCCUGGUGUGAUGCCCGGGGCAUAUAGUCCUCCUGUUCGUGGUCUAUAUGUUGGUGAACAUCCUGAAGGGAGUCAUGUGGAUGCGGUUUCUGUCUACUGUAGUUCAUGUGGAAGCUGGCUUGGGCGGAGAAUAAUUCGGCUGUACGUUGACCAUCACCCUGUAAUCCGUCAAGGCCAAUUUGUACUCGUAUGUGGUGGUGCAGGCAUAGAACCUGUAUUUCCUGUGCAAAAUUUUCUGUAGGUUUCUAUUCAGCCGAAAAAAAUAAAAAAUAAAAAUAAAACUCUAAUGUUAUGAUGUCAAUGAUUGUAAAUAUAAUCGUUAAAAUUUAU
Molecule: messenger RNA, 743 nt
Organism: Vitis riparia (riverbank grape)
Lineage: Eukaryota; Viridiplantae; Streptophyta; Magnoliopsida; Vitales; Vitaceae
Exons: 5
Coding region: 235-654 (139 amino acids)
Source: RefSeq, a predicted model, not a curated record